Messenger RNA from Contarinia nasturtii (swede midge), 1978 nucleotides. Its product is annotated as UDP-glucuronosyltransferase 1-7-like. Gene Ontology annotation, molecular function: UDP-glycosyltransferase activity. Lineage: Eukaryota; Metazoa; Arthropoda; Insecta; Diptera; Cecidomyiidae. The record is from RefSeq and is a predicted model, not a curated record. The transcript is spliced from 5 exons. The coding region runs from base 91 to 1617 and encodes 508 amino acids.
AAAUAAUGGCAAUGGUUAUUUAAUUGUACAGUAAAGUGUUGCGCUAUUCAACCAGUCUGAAUUUACUAUUUGAAUAGAAGAGUUGUGGAAAUGAAACUUUUAACGAUUACAACGCUGCUCAUGCUAUUAUCCAUUACAAAUGGAUACAAAAUAUUAUUUAUGGUGCCAUUUAAUUGGCCAUCGCAUUGGAUACUUCUGCAACAUUUCGUGAAGGCACUAGUCGAACGCGGUCAUCAUGUAACCGCUGUUGUGAAUAUUCCUAUAAAGAAUUUUCAAUCGCCCAAUUAUACAGAGAUUCUUAUCGAUCCACCCUUUGAACUAGAAAAAGUUUUUUCGAUGGACAAUAUGUUCGAAAGCUCCCACGAUAAUGAUUUUCACAAGCUUGAGUUAUUCGAAAGGGUUUCAACACCAUCCAGCGACUUUGGAUUGAAAAGUGCGAGUAUGCAAAAAAUGAUACACAGUAAUGAUUUACAUUUUGAUUUGGUGAUACAACAGGAUUAUUUCCACGAGAGUUGGCUGAUGUUCGCCUAUAAAUUCGAUGCUCCAGUUAUUACAAUUUGUACUAAUGGGCAUCCCGAUUACUUUGAUCGGGCAAUGGGUCUACUCACGCCAUGGUCACAUGUUCCUCAUAAUAUCCUUGAUAACGAAGAUGACAUGACAUAUUCACAACGAGCUUAUAAUCUUUUGCUAUCUUUAUAUGAUGCGUAUCUUAGACACUGGGUAAUGCUGCCGAAACAGAAUGAGAUUGCCAAACGAUACUUCAGCCAUCUAAUAGAGGAAAAAGGAAGACCUCUACCGACCGUUGAAGAACUCUAUAAAAAUAUUUCAAUGAUCUUUGUGAAUACGCAUCGAAGUUCAUUCAAACCACGUCCACAAAUGCCCGGAAUAGUCAAUAUAGGUGGGGCUCAUAUCAAACCACCAAAACCGCUACCAAAAGAUCUACAGGAAUUCAUGGACAAUUCAAAGCAUGGUGUGAUCGUAUUCACAUUGGGUUCAGCGGUACGGAGCGAUGCGAUGCCAAAAGAGAAGAUGGAAGCAUUUUUGCAAGUUUUUGGAAAACUAAAGCAAAAUGUUUUAUGGAAAUUUGAAGAUGAAUCAUUUGCCAAUAUUCCCUCAAAUGUUAGGGUCCAAAAAUGGAUGCCACAAAGUGAUAUAUUGGCACAUGAAAAAGUCGUUCUAUUUAUAUCGCAUGGAGGAUUGUCGGGGACCUAUGAGGGCACGAUGCGGGGAGUUCCAUUCCUUUUCACCCCUCUCUUUGCUGAUCAGUUUCGAAAUGCGCGGAAAGCAGUAAAAGCUGGAAGCGGAUUAGAGCUUCCAUUUUCUCAGAUAACGGUCGAAACUCUUUCAUCAAAAGUCAACGAACUUCUCACGAACAAAACGUAUUACAAUCGGGCAAAGGAAAUUGCACGGCUGUCUAAUGAUAAUUUGGUGCAUCCGAUGGAAGAGGCUAUGUUUUGGAUUGAAUAUGUGAUUCGAUCUGGCAAUGGUGCGAAACAUUUGAAAUCGAGUGCCGUUCACAUGUCCUGGUUCACUUAUUUAAUGUUGGAUAUUUUAAUUAUGCCAUUUGUUGUCAUUUUCAUUAUUUAUCGUAUUGGAAAAAUGUUCAACAGAAAAUAGCUUCGAGGUUAAAGCAAUUGGGAUCUAGUGAUAGAAAAAUUAUAGAUUUCAUUCAUUAUCAAUUGCUAAAUUUUGAUAUUUUUUACGGAAAAUUUUUGAAAAUCCGUUUAUAAUAAAAUACAAAGUGCAAAGAGAAGAUGUUAUCACAAUGUUUGAUUUUGUCUUGACUCACAUACAACUCAAUAUAAAUUUCUCAAAAAAGGUGCCAGUCAUCAUGACAGACAAUUGUGUACAUUUCUAAUCCUAAUAAAAAUAAAACUUAUAUAACGACAAAAGAACUCUUGAAUAAUGUUGAUAAGAAAUACAAAAAUAAAUCUUCGCUUGAUUAAAUAAUAAAAACACUUUCACAUACACAAAUCAA